AUGAGCCUGAUUAAUAGCUCUUUUCCGAACCUCAAAGGCCAAGCACUGUGGUCGGACCAGGACAACACUAUACUGUACGCUUAUGGAGGCGCAGGACUUGGAACGACAUCAGUUGACGGUGGGGAGAGUGAUGUUGACCCGCCACGGCUUACAGACGGAGCGUACAUCGAUGCGCCAGAUAUUCAAGCGGCAUACUGGUUAGGCGGUUACCAGAGUAGUGAUACAUCCCCUCUUUACGACGACGAUACCAAGAGAAUCCUGGUCUAUAUGGGUGGUGAAGUUCCUUCUAUUGCUAAAGGAGCCAACGCUACUUUGGGUUCGGACCACAUUCAGGUUUACGACAUUGCCCAAGACAAAUGGUACAAUCGAUCAACCACCGGCACCGUGGCAUCUAGAACCCAAUUCUGCGCUGCCGUUGUGCACGAUGAAUCCUCCUCGUCAUAUCAAAUCUAUGGCCGCUUAGCCUGGGCGAUCAAUUCAAGUGCUGGCUGCUACAGUGAACCUGUAUUCCUAUAUGAUGCACUGUCCGAAGUGGACCGGACGGAAUUCGAUCCUUCGUUAUCAUCAUACUCCAUCCCAUUCUCAACAUCCAACGACAUAAAAGAAUCCCCCUACCCAUCCACAUGGGCUGACCCGGCCUUGAAAUCCCUAUUCGUCUCCAACACUUCAACCGCAUCAACACCAACUCCCUCUCCCAGCGCAUCAAACUCAACAAACAAAGGCGCCAUAGCUGGCGGUGUUGUCGGCGGUGUAGCCGGUGUCGCUGCCAUAGUGGCACUGAUUUCCCUCUUCCUAUUCCGGCGCCGGAAGCAGAGCCAGGCGGCUGCAUAUCAACAGCAGACCGCGAAGGAGGAACCGUAG
Messenger RNA from Aspergillus glaucus CBS 516.65, 861 nucleotides. RefSeq lists its product as uncharacterized. The transcript has 8 exons. The record is from RefSeq and is a predicted model, not a curated record. NCBI's taxonomy places the organism in Eukaryota, Fungi, Ascomycota, Eurotiomycetes, Eurotiales, Aspergillaceae. The coding region runs from base 1 to 861 and encodes 286 amino acids.